AUGAGGUUUGAGCAGYUGUGCUGGAGCACCGUGAGGAUGUGGCUGCUGCUCCUGUUGGGCUCUGUGCUGCCUUUGGCCCCCGGUGCUGCUGCCCUGGGGGAUCAGGAUUUGCUGGAGAAUGUCACCUGUCACAGGGAUGGGAUGCAGGUGGCGUUUUCCAGGGAGCUCAGGAACUCCUCGUGGCACGUGUGUGUUGUUGAUGUGAGUGGUGAGGAGAUGCUGUUCUGUGCCCACACUGUGCAUUAUGAGAGGCUGCUGCUCCGUGUCCCGUUUGCCAACUGCACUCAACUGCAGCACGGACAGCACCAGCUCUGGCUGAGGCUGCUGCUGAAUGACACCGUGGGACAGGAGAGGAAUGUCACCCUCAGCAGCCACUGUGCCAGUCCUGGUGUGGAGAGAACCACGGCUCCUGUGGCUGCUGCUGCAACCAACUGCACCAGAGACUUCAUGGCAGUGACCUUYGUGGGGCUCCUUUCCAGCCUCGGUGAUGAGCGUGUGGAUCCAGUAACUCCAAUGUCCUGGAAUCUGUCAGUUGAUGAUGGAACCAGAACACAUCAGCUGAGCCUCGGGCAGGCARUGCAGAAAGGCUACAAUUUCCUCAUUGAUGGCUCUGACCUGACCUUUCAGGUGGCCUUUGCUGCCACGGGAGUUGUGUCCUACAGGCACAAGGACAAGGUGCUCCACACCCUGGCACUGAAGCUCCUGUAUGGCCCUGCUGAGCGUGGACUGGCUGUGGAGGCACGGCUGCUCUGUGCUCCAGGGCCAGCCAUCUGUAAUGCCACACACRUGACUGUGGCCAUCCCAGCCUUCCCAGGGACUCUCGUGGCUGUGGAUGUGGAGAACAAGAGCAUCCCCAUGGAUCAGCUUCAGGCACAUGGAAUCACUCUCGACACGCACACAGGGAUCCAGCUGCACAUCAGCAGGGCAGUGCUGAAGUCCAGGCUCCCUGGAGAGAGCUGCUCGGGGCUGGAGCUCUCCAUGUCCUCUCUGAAGCUGGCUUUUCUCUUCCACGGGGAGGCUGUGGCCAUGGUGAUMCAGCCCGAGUGUCCCUGCGAGCAGCACCCAGCGCUGGCUGCUGUGUGCACCCACGAUGGGUUCAUGGAUUUUGAGGUCCUUGCUGAGAGCACCGUGCCCCAGCUGGAUUUGGACACGCUCAGGCUCAGGGACCCCGCGUGCCGCCCGGCCUACAAAUCCCCUCUGAAUGACAGGGUUUGGUUCCACGUCCCUCUGAACGGCUGUGGCACCAGAUUUUGGUUUGAUGGGGAGAAGAUUCAUUACGAGAACGAGGUGAGGGCGUUCCCCACAGACCUUCCCCUGGGCAGGAUCUCCAGGGACAGUGACCUCAGGCUGACAGUCGUGUGCUCCUUCAGCAAUGGGGAUGCCUCCCUCACGGUGAAAGUCAAUGACCUUCCUCCUGUGCCUGCUGCUGUGAACCAGGGCUCCCUGUCCUUGGUGCUCCUCAGCUACCCAGAGGCCUCCUUCAGGCAGCCCUACAGCGAGGAGCAGUUCCCCCUCGUGCGUUACCUGCGGCAGCCCAUCUUCCUGGAGGUGCAGGUCCUGAACCGCAAUGACCCCAACGUGCACUUGGUGCUGGAUGACUGCUGGGCCACGGGCUCCCCCGAGCCCAGAUCAGUGCCCCAGUGGAACAUCGUGGUGGAUGGCUGUGAGUAUGCCCUGGACAGCUACAGGACCGUGUUUCACCCCGUGGGCCGUGGGGUCAGCUAUGCUAACUAUCGCCAGAGGCUGGAAGUGAAGACUUUUGCCUUUGUCUCUGGUGGCAGAGCCCUCCCUGGCCUGGUGUACUUCCACUGCAGCGUUCUGCUCUGUGACCGUUUCCACCCCGAUGCUCCCCUGUGCAUCCCGAGGUGCCCCAGGCCAUCCCGGAGCAGGAGAGAGAGCAGGAUGGCAGCUGGGAGCUCUGCUGUGGUCAGCCUGCAGGGUCCUGUUCUCCUGGUGCCAGAGGAGUGGUCUGCAGCCCGAGGGAGUGCUCUGCUGAGCAGAGAGGCCUGGGCUGGCAUUGCCAUGACCACUGGUGGUGUUUUCUCACUGGCCACAAUGCUGCUGUUUUUGGCUGUUCUCAGGUGCCUAAAGAGAAGAGCAUUCGUGGUAAAUGUGGUGUGCUAG
Messenger RNA from Malurus melanocephalus (red-backed fairy wren), 2124 nucleotides. It is a transcript of the gene ZP2, whose product is annotated as zona pellucida glycoprotein 2. Gene Ontology annotation, cellular component: egg coat. Gene Ontology annotation, molecular function: acrosin binding; structural constituent of egg coat. The transcript has 18 exons. The record is from RefSeq and is a predicted model, not a curated record. Lineage: Eukaryota; Metazoa; Chordata; Aves; Passeriformes; Maluridae. Gene Ontology annotation, biological process: prevention of polyspermy; binding of sperm to zona pellucida. Bases 1 to 2124 code for a protein of 707 amino acids.